UCAGUUCUUUUGCCUCGCCCGCUGAUCCUCGCGGAGGCGCAGCUGUCUCGCUCCGGACUCCUGUCUGAUCCCAGAUCCUCCGCCUCAUGUCUCUCGCCAUGGGCAGGUCCAGAUCUUCGUGGCUGCUGGCGCUGCUCCUCGUCUGCGCGGCGGCGGUGGCGGCCGCGGCGGGCAAGGAGAAGGGCGGGACAGGUCGGGCGGAGGUGGAGUGCUCGGAUCUGGCGACGCUGGGCGAGUGCGUGGCGAGCGGCGGCGGAAGCAGGUGCCGGUGGUGCCGCAGCGAGGCGCUCGACGACAUGUGCUUCGGGGCCGCCGAGGCGUGGAGGUUGCCGCACCAGGUCUUCUCUUGCGACCCACCCGCCGCCGGCGCAGCCCACGCCCGGAGAUGACGUUGCACUCUCUGCCCCCGCUGUCUCGCUGGAUCUGAGAAUUUAAGAACGACUGUUUCGGUCUUUCCUGGUACUAAAUCGCGAUCUCUGGAGGCUGGAAGCCAUAGAAGUGAUUUUCAUUUCUCCCCUGUAAUGUAUGGUUUGAUAAGAAUAUGGCGGCUACAUUUAUUAUUGUUGAUUUUGCAAUUUGAGUUGAGAAAUCUGUGGCAAGUUUUGAGUUGCCAUGACAAUAGGAACUGGCGAAAGAUCUUAUCUUUAUACCCACA
Messenger RNA from Oryza brachyantha (malo sina), 655 nucleotides. RefSeq lists its product as uncharacterized. The record is from RefSeq and is a predicted model, not a curated record. The transcript has a single exon. The coding region runs from base 87 to 389 and encodes 100 amino acids. NCBI's taxonomy places the organism in Eukaryota, Viridiplantae, Streptophyta, Magnoliopsida, Poales, Poaceae.